Messenger RNA from Aspergillus wentii DTO 134E9, 1446 nucleotides. RefSeq names its product FAD-binding oxidoreductase. Gene Ontology annotation, molecular function: oxidoreductase activity; FAD binding. The record is from RefSeq and is a predicted model, not a curated record. NCBI's taxonomy places the organism in Eukaryota, Fungi, Ascomycota, Eurotiomycetes, Eurotiales, Aspergillaceae. The transcript is spliced from 2 exons. The coding region runs from base 1 to 1446 and encodes 481 amino acids.
AUGGGCAUCACGGCUAGUUCUACUGGACGUGACUGUUUACUGUCUGCCGUUGGGGGUAACCCAGCUCUCGUUACUUUCCAUGGGGGUCUUCUCCAAGGGGGUCUCCUAUAUCAACCACUCGCAGUGCAACCAUAUAACCUCAACUGGCCUGUCACCCCCAUUGCAGUCACCUUCCCCAAGACAUCCCAGCAGGUGGCGGAGAUCGUCAAAUGUGCCGCCGACAAUGGCUAUAAAGUUCAGCCAAAAAGUGGUGGGCAUAGUUAUGGUAAUUAUGGGCUAGGAGGAACGGACGGUGCCGUCGUAGUUGAUUUGAAACAUUUUCAGCAGUUCUCAAUGGAUGAAACCACCUACCAUGCCACCAUCGGAGCAGGAACCUUACUGGGAGAUGUCACCAGUCGUCUAUACAAGGCAGGGGGGAGAGCUAUGGCCCAUGGAGUCUGCCCUCACGUGGGUGUCGGAGGUCAUUUCACGAUCGGGGGCCUUGGUCCGACGUCUCGACAAUGGGGAAGCGCACUGGAUCAUGUCGAGGAAGUGGAGGUCGUUCUAGCAAAUUCCAGUAUUGUUAGGGCUUCAAAUACGGAAAAUCCAGACGUUUUCUUUGCAGUUAAAGGCGCCGCCGCCAGUUUCGGGAUCGUCACUGAAUUCAAAGUACGAACUGAGCCGGCACCGAGCGAGGCGGUGCAAUAUUCCUACACUUUGAACCUAGGAAGCGCACAUGAAAGGGCCAGGCUUUUUAAGGACUGGCAGGCUUUUAUAUCCAACCCAAAUCUCACUCGGAAGUUCGGUACUGUACUCACCAUCCUUGACCAUGGUAUCUUGCUCUCAGGGACAUUCUAUGGAUCCAAAGACGAGUAUGAUGCGCUGGAUCUAGAGAAUCGUUUCCCACUCACUGGUCCUGGAGAGGUGAUUGUGUUAACCGACUGGCUUGGGAUGACGGGCCAUGCCAUCGAAGAUCUUGUUGUGGGCAUAGCUGGUGACGUCCCUUGCUCCUUUUAUGCUAAAUCCAUGUCCUUCACCCCCGACUCUCUCAUCCCAUCUUCGGCCAUAGAUGAUCUUUUCAACUACCUCGAUACCGUUGAUAAAGGAACGCCAACUUGGUUUAUUUCUUUUGACCUGGAAGGGGGCGCAACCAACGACUACGCUGUGAAUGCUACAGCGUACUCCCAUCGAAAUGCGCUUUACUGGCUGCAAUCGUACGCCAUCAGCCCUCUGGGCCCAGUUUCUGACACGACAAUUGAGUUCCUGAAUGGAAUAAACCGGCUCAUCGCCAAAUCCAUGCCUCAGGCCGAUUUGAGCGCAUAUCCGGGAUACGUAGACCCGUUGAUGCGGAACGCCCAGAGCGCAUACUGGGGACCCAACCUCCCACGACUCCAGGGAAUCAAAGCUUCUAUUGAUCCUAAAGAUGUGUUUCACAACCCCCAAAGUGUCAAUGUUGCAAAAGAUUAA